CAACUUUGUGAACUCCGCUAUUACAUUGCAUUGCAUUGCACAGUCAAGACUAAUACAUUAACGUAUAUAAAGUCCCUGUUUCACCACCUUUUUAUUUUGCGCAUUCCCUCUUCUUGUUCACAUUCACUGCCCGCCACUGCCGCCAUUACCAUGGCCUCCUCCCUCGCUUUACCUUCAAUUGUUUUCCGAAAGCACUCUUUUAUGAAUGGCUCUACCGUUUCUUUUACUAAAAUAGGCUCUCCACGCUUUGCUCGAUCUGGUGUUUUUAUGAAACGCUUGUUGAUGAUGCCCUCUUUGCUGAUUACAAACCCACCUCUGCUUUCUUGUUUCCUGGUCAGGGUGCACAAGCAGUUGGAAUGGGAAAGGAGGCCCAGAGUGUGCCUGCUGCAACAGAGCUGUACAAGAAAGCAAAUGAUAUUUAAGGGUUUGAUCUUCUAGAAAUUUGCACCAACGGACCAAAAGAUAAGUUAGAUUCAACUGUUAUAAGCCUGGUAUUUUGCCUUGCUACUUCUCCGUUAUAUCUUAAUUGUCUCGGCUAUGAUUUCUUCACUGUUUUGCCUUCGAAAAUGAAAAAUUCCUCUUGAAAUAUUUUUUCCUUGAUACUUCUCCCAUAUAUCUGAAUUGUCUCAGGCUAUGAUUUAUUCAUUUUUUUGUCUUUGAAAUAUGAAAAAUUGCUCUAGAAAUAGUUUUCUGGUGUUACCAGAUUUAAAAUUUACUGAUUUUGGACAUCUUUGUUCUUGGGCCAUUCGCAAUUAUAGAAUUAUAGGUUCCAUAUAAUUGAUUGUCAGUUAGGAACAAUCAUUACUAUAACAAUUAUAUACUCAUUUUAAAAUCUUGUGAUUCCAUCGAAUUUGAAGUUACAGUUCAUCUGUAUUUUAAAUCAAUUAGCAUUUAAAAUCAUUUAAACCUGUACCCUUUUCUUGUUAACAUGAGCAACCCUUUUGUCUGUCUGGAAACAUUAGCAGUCUUUGAAAUUUUUAUGGUGUCUAAUGUUGGUGAUAUUUUAGUAUUAUGCACCUUUUUCUGGGGAAGAGAGUUAUCUGUUGAAGUUCAUAAAUCAGUAACUAGUUCUGAAUCUUUGCAGCCUGCCAUCUAUGUCACAAGCUUAGCGGCAGUUGAGCUGCUCCGAGCUCGCGAUGGAGGCCAGCAAAUAAUUGAUUCUGUAGAUGUUACGUGUGGUCUGAGUUUGGGUGAGUGAAUAUACUGCUGUGGCCUUUGCUGGAGCUUUCAUGUGAGUUAUUUCAAACUGCAAAUUUAUGAUUACACUUGCAUAAUAUCUUCUUCUUUUGAGGUGAAACAACAUCCUUGCGUUUAGUUUAUACAAACAAAUAAUUGGCUCCUUGCAUAAUCCGUUUAGCCCCUUCUACUCGUUGAUUCUGAACAUAGAACUUGUGAGCAAGCAUGGCAGGAAAAUUAGAAAUGCAAGCCAACUGGGUUUCUAGAACCAUCGAGUUGAUUACAUAAUGGGGUAAUUUUUGGGACCCGCCCCAUGCGAAUUUCCCCCUUGUCUAAUCUAUAGGUAAUGGGGAGCAUCAUUUUGUUCCUCUAAUACAUCAUUUUACUUGUUGGAGGUAGAAUGUUAGUAAAUCAAUAUACCUAGUGGACAAUAAAUGGCAGAAUGAUACCCUAUCAUUUUACAUUCUUUGUUUCUUUGGAUUAUUUUUGCCACUUUUCUUUUGUUGAGUCUUCUUCCAUUUAUAAGUUUUGAGGGUGGACUUAAGCUGGUCAAACUAAGGGGAGAAGCUAUGCAGGAAGCUGCUGAUGCUGCUAUAAGUGCCAUGGUUAGUAUCAUAGGAUUGGAUUCCGAUAACGUUCAGCAGCUAUGUGAUGCAGCCAACCAAGAAGUAGAUGAAGCUAAUAAAGUUCAAAUUGCAAAUUAUCUUUGUCCUGGGAAUUAUGCAGUAUCUGGAGGUGUUAAAGGAAUUGAAGCUGUAGAAGCCAAGGCCAAGUCAUUCAAGGCUCGAAUGACAGUGCGUCUAGCUGUUGCGGGUGCUUUCGACACUGGUUUCAUGGAACCAGCUGUCUCGAGGUUGGAAGGUGCACUGGCAGCGACCCAGAUCACAACUCCAAAAGUCAUAUCCAAUGUUGAUGCAGAGCCACAUGCAGAUCCAGAAACGAUUAAGACUAUACUAGCUUGCCAGGUGACUUCUCCUGUCCAAUGGGAAACCACAGUGAAGACUCUUCUCUCCAAACGGUUGAAGAAGAGUUAUGAAUUGGGACCAGGAAAGGUCAUCGCCGGCAUCAUUAAGAGAGUAGACAAAAGUGCAAAGAUUAAAAUCAUUGCUGCUUAAGAGCUUAAUUUUUUUUUUUAUCGUAUGAGAAACCAACUUCAAGAUUAAAUGUUUUGUCUGUAACAUUAAUAUUAUGUAUUUGGUGAAAAUAAUAAUAAUAGAUUUCUUUGAAGCUCAA
This is a messenger RNA of Mangifera indica (mango), 2409 nucleotides long. Its product is annotated as malonyl CoA-acyl carrier protein transacylase-like. Gene Ontology annotation, molecular function: transferase activity. The coding region runs from base 1746 to 2291 and encodes 181 amino acids. Lineage: Eukaryota; Viridiplantae; Streptophyta; Magnoliopsida; Sapindales; Anacardiaceae. The record is from RefSeq and is a predicted model, not a curated record. The transcript is spliced from 8 exons.